Messenger RNA from Chara braunii, 3986 nucleotides. The record is from the annotation of a GenBank genome assembly. Lineage: Eukaryota; Viridiplantae; Streptophyta; Charophyceae; Charales; Characeae.
CGCAGGCCCACACACCUCCUAGACCAUCCACAUCCCUCCAACGUACCGCAAGUGACAACGGAAUCUUGCAGGGAAUGGUGGAACGAGCGAAUGAGUGAUGGAAGCUGGCGUCAAAAGCGAGCGACUCCGAAGAUAGCAGGAAGGUACGAAGCAGACCUUGAAUGGAGUAGGUCCUUGAUUGAAGAGUUUGGUCCUGGGCGGCGAUGGCGAAAUGGCAUGAAGAAGCUUCUCCUUGGUCUUAACGAGUGGCUUGAUCGGAACGACGUAGGUCAUGGCUUCAUGGAGUGUAGUGAUUUGGACAUUCUCUCCUUCUUAAGUAGCCAGUGGCUGGUUGAGAUAGAGAGUCGAUGCCGAACUGCUGAUGCUGAAGGGGAGCCCAUGGUAUCUCCUGCGACAGUGGAUGCUGUUGUAAACUGCUUGAGCAACAGUUUUCGAUUACUUGGCAGGGAGAAUGAUCCGUGUGAAAGUGGGCGAGUGAAGGCGUUCCGAAGGGCGUACCGAGAAUAUGCGUUAUCCAGGGGGGUAAUUGCGCGACCAUUGAAGUGGGAGAAACUAAAAGUGGUGAUAGGUUACAUGCGAAGUAAGAUCAUAAUGCUGAAGAAGAUGCGUGAGGCAGAGGCUUAUCGGGAUGCGGCUAUGUUUUUGUAUCUUUGUGAAAGUUGGCAGAGAUGCGGGGAGGGAUUAAGGGUGCAGUAUAAGGAGAUAGAUAUUGGCAAUUGCAUGGUGAGGCCUGGAUAUACUAAGGCUGAUGGGCAGGGGGAACGAUUCCUUAUUAGAUUAAAAGAGCCCAGAGAUGACGAGGAAAUAUUCCUUGGGAUAUUGCCAGAGGUAAUUACGGUUUAUGAGAGCUUGGGGGUAGAUAUUCGUCGAGGGUAUGCGUUUAGAUCUGGGAGGGGGGAAGGUGCAUUAGGAAGAGCGGGUUUCAAUAAGCGGAUGGAGAAGUGGUUUGGUGAGGCCGGGGUGUAUGAAGGUGAGAGCGGUCACAGUUUUCGGCUAGGGGGUGUUCAAGCAGGGAUUAAGGAAGGUUGGAGUUUGGGGGAGAUGAUGAAGCAGGGGACGUGGAGUAGUGUAGGAACGUUUAUGCGAUAUGGAUAUGGAAUGCGUCAUGGGUGGAAGUGCACGGGGGAAAAGAGCAUGCGUUUCCAAGCGCGAAGUUCGCUGUAUGAAGAAGGCGACCUCUUUGCAAAAUCGUUGAGGAUGAAGUUCAGAGGAGAUCAUCUUCUCUUCGUCGGUAUCGUGGAUCCAGAGGAUGUGAAAGACAAGUCAAAAGUGGAUCUCGAUCGGUUGAGAUCGGGCGGCUACAACAUUUAUGUGCUUGGAGGUGGACAUUGCCUGGAGGCGAGAGAACGCCUGCGCCAGAUCUACCCUGAUAAGGACGACUAUAAUUGGAAUGUCUGCUAUGUCUAUGCGGGCAUGUCGACGGAUGAAGCAAGGCAGGUGGCACAUAAGCACAAUCUGGCAGCUGGUUACCACAGAGACAUGAACUUCAUCGAAAAGAUGAAAUGCUAAAACUUACGGCCGAGCAUUGGCGAAGCACCGUUCGAUGCAAGAAGAGAAGGUCUGAAUAUCUUUCGGUCAGAGCCAGCAUGCGAGAUUUUCGCUGCUCCGAAGCAUGCAAUACGAUCUUUAGAGGGUCGGUUCAGGUUAACCUGCGGAAGAGAAGAACAUGAACAUGAGGAUCUUGUCGGUGGUGGUGGACUUGUCCAGGAAGAUCUCCAAGAACGUGUUCAACAUUCUUUCUCAAUUGCUGCACUUAAAGCGAACAUCACGGCGCUCACGAAGUACAUAACGCCCGACAAUAUCAUUUGGUGGCACGAGUUGAUCGAGUCUCAGGAAAAUAUAGAUUUCAAGGACAGAAACCUCAAGUUUCCUUUUGAAUUGCCAGCGGUACAAGGGCCAUUCGAGGAAAAUACCAAAACAACGGCCGAAGAUGCGGUGUCUCGCAAUUUGGAAGAUCUCUUUCCACCUGAAAGGCCUGUUUAUUUAGGGGUCCGAAAAAGCAGACAGCACAGAGAAGAAAGAGAUGGACGUUAUGAAGAUUUGGAGGUCGGAAAAUUUUUUGCACUUAGAGUUUUCCCUGGUGAGGAAGAAAGGAAUAAACCUUACCAUAUCGGAAAGGUCGUCGAGCUCCUCCCGAGACAACGUUUCAAGGUAGUGACGCCAGUGCCGAGCGACAUAAACUACUGCGAGAACCUCACGUUCAUCAGCAAUGUAGUUUAUCUCGGCAGGCAGAAGUUGACGGGAGUAGAAGGCUAUCGGAGAAUCACCUUAGCGAGACUCGACAGUGCCGUCCUCAGCGAUGGCACAAGCUGGAUGAAGUGCUCGGCGUCGCGCAUCGGUGGGAUGCCAGCGUACGAGAACGACGAUGAGAAAACGUCGUGGUACUCUCGAAUAAGGUCACGAACUUCGGGCUCCAGGUCGGCCGUAUAUCGUGCGAGUUCCUCAGCGCCAGCGUCAGCGAGCGAUGGCGGGGUGGACUCGACGGACGAUGGAGGAUGGGAAGUAGAGAUGGGAGCCAUGAAGAUAGAAGGAGGAUCUGGCUCCAAAGGGAUAAGCUCGGCGUCGGAACAGGAACCGACGAGACCACGAAGUGCCGAGAAUGAAGUCGUACCCCGUCUCCAUCACAUCGAAAUGUGCAGAGGAGCGGUGGCGACGAGACGCCGGGGGACGAUCAGUCAGCUCGAGAGUGAGGAAGAAGAGAGUGAGGAAGAAGGGGAGGUCGGUGACCGUCUGAUCGAAGAAGCGCUGGGUCUUGUCAUCCCCAAGGGUAACAGAGAUGGGAGUCGGCGACCCGGUCGUGGCGGAAAGGAUACCACGAGGAGGGACAAAGCCCUGAGGGAGGUCCUGUUGAGGGACCUCGGGGGGCGACGCGCCAGUGUGACCGGGGCGGCUGUGUGCCCGGGAGAGGGCGGAGAGGAUGAGCUGGAGGCGCUCGGCCAUAGGGAAAGUAGUGUCUUCCAGGUGGUGGUGGACGGCCUCGCCGAGGUCGAGGUCGUCGCUAUGGUCACCCUCUGGCGACAGCGGGGCACCAGCGUCCUGCUCACCAUAUUCGAGCGCGCUAAAGCGACGCGAGAAGUGGCGGCCCUGCUGCGCGGAACGGCGAGGGCGACCGCGGAAAGGGGAACAAUACUGGAAAGUGCCGUGCGAGGAGGAGGAGGCGUAAGCAGUACGCUGGGGCUGGGAGGAGGAGGCAAGGUGAAGACGGGCCCACAUCCGCUGAUGGUCCCUGGCGGCCUCGUAAGCCUGCGGGGCCGAUGUGAACUCGUACCGCCAAAACUCGGAGCGGUACUCGAGCUUGAGGCUGACCAAGAAACGAUUGAUAGGGGAAGCAUCGGGGAGGAACGCCACGUCACAAAUGAGGCGGGCGUCCUGAAAGACCUGGAUGUGGCGAUCCAGGCCGACAGCGCCACCAGUGCCGGACCAGCGUGUAGUGACGACACGCUCAAAGGCGAAGGGGGACUGGGAGGAGGACAGAAUGAACGAGCCUACCGACAUCCCAAUAUGGACAACGAAGAUAAAGGAGGGGCCGGUCUCAGCCGCCAUGGGGAAAAGGAAGACAAACUAAAGGAGACAAAUGAGGAGGAAGAACUUCAAGAAGAAAAGGACGAAGAAAAGGAUGAUGAAGAAGAGGAAGUAGUAGUAGUGGAAGAAGAAGAAGAAGAAGAAGAAGAAGAAGAAGAAGAAGAAGAAGAACUUGAAGAAGGAGGAGGAGAUGACAAUGAAGAAGAGGAUGCAGGCAAAGAGGAAGGAGAAGGAGAGGGAGGAGGAGAGGGAGAGAAAGGCAGAGGGGAAGGGGAAGGGGAAGGAGGAGGGGGAGGGGGAGAAGAGGGGGGAUGUGGAGAAGAGGAGGGGGAAGAGAGGGAAGGGGAAGUUGGACAAGGAGAGGGAGGGGGAGGGGGAGGAGGAUGAGAAGAUGGAAAAAAGGAAGGGGGAGGAGGAGGGGGGGAGGGAGAAGAAGAAGGGUCAGCGGGCCCACCAAUUGUAUC